AAAAACGCUUUGGAAAACGGAAAGAGAAAGUAGAGAGAGAAAGAGAGACCAAAACAGUGUACAUAGAAUAGAAGAAACAGAGACGCUGUUGUUUACGAGAGAGGAGAGAGAAGAGAGAGAAACCCCAUAAAUCCGAACCUGUUUCUCACUCUAGUUUCUUCAUUCACACGCUUUUCAUCGAAACCUUUCAUUCUUUGUUUUGAGAGAGAGAAGCUUUUCCAGAUUGCACCCUUUUCAGCCUCGUUUGGUCCGUACAAUGGAACGGUACGGCCGAGUAAACGAAGGGUCGCAGUCUGAUCCGACGCCGGAAUGGACUGUCGCCGGUGGAGAGGCCACGCAGGAAGGGUAUGGAUUGGUUGGUGGUGAAUCGUAUCCUCAGCGACCUGAUGAAGCUGAUUGUAUCUAUUAUUUGAGGACAGGUUUUUGCGGUUACGGUUCCAGGUGUCGGUUUAACCAUCCACGUGACCGUGGCGCGGUUAUUGGAGCUGCGAGGAUUGCAGGGGAGUAUCCGGAACGACUUGGACAGCCUGUGUGCCAGUAUUUCCUAAGGACAGGAUCAUGCAAAUUUGGUGCUUCAUGCAAGUAUCACCAUCCUAGACAAUCAGCAGGAGCUACUGUCCCCGUGACGCUAAAUUAUUAUGGAUAUCCUUUGCGAGUGGGUGAGAAAGAGUGUUCCUACUAUGUGAAAACAGGUCAAUGCAAGUUUGGCGCAACUUGUAAAUACCAUCAUCCACAGCCCACCGGUGUCCAAAUGCUAGCACCGUCACCAGCUCCCCAAGUUUCACCUCUGCCUAUGCCAGUACCUUCACCGAUUUAUCAAACUGUGCAGGCUCCAUCCGGUCCUUCACAGCAACAAUAUGGUGUACUGGUCGCGAGGCCACCUCUGCUGCAUGGCUCGUUUGUCCAGGGUCCCUACGGGCCUAUGGUCGUGUCCCCCACUAUGGUACCUUUUCAAGGCUGGAGCCCUUAUCAACAGGCUCCAGCAGCAAGUCCUGUACUUCCUACGAGUACUCCGUUGAGCAUUGCCACACCUCAGAUUUACGGGAUAACCCAGCUCCCUUCACCGUCAACUGCCUUUACUGGACAUUUUCAACCUUCUGGUUCCUCAACUGGUCCUUCAGGCAGUAGUCAGAAGGAACCCUCAUUACCCGAAAGGCCUGAUCAGCAGGAUUGUCAUCAUUACAUGAAAACGGGGGAGUGUAAAUUUGGUUCUUCGUGUAGAUAUCAUCAUCCGCGAGACACUGGUGCACCGAAAGUGAUCUUUAGUCCUGCCGGUCUUCCUUUGCGCCCGGGGGCACAACCAUGCACUCAUUAUACGCAGCGUGGAAUUUGUAAGUUUGGAUCUGCAUGCAGAUUUGAUCAUCCUAUGGGAUCCCUGAGUUACAGUCCAUCUGCUUCUUCUCUAGCUGAUAUGCCAGUUGCACCCUAUCCGGUUGGUUCCUCCAUUGGCACCCUUGCUCCAUCAUCCUCAUCAUCCGAGUUUAGGCCUGAACUUGCCUCGGGAUCCAGCAAAGAGUCUGCUUCAUCCAGAAUGUCAUCAUCCAUGAGCACGUCGACUGCAUCAGCUGGGUUAACUCUGUCAACUGUCGUACCGGUUUCUCAAUCAAGUAGCCAGCCAUCUGCUCCGAGUUCCAGUUCUUUAGCAACUCCCAGUGCCACCACAAGUAGCACUGUCUCUCACACCUCAAGCUAAGCAAUGUGAAUGUACUCCUCAUUAUCUCUCCAUUUUAUCUCAAUUUUUCAAUCGGCCAGUCUCAAAAUUAGUCUUUAUUUUUAAGUUAUCCCAGUUCAGACCCAACACUCAUUGCACCAAUCAAUUGUCUUUGUGUCCAUAUAGUCUUUUCGUGGCCAUCUCUUUGAUCUUGAAUAAAACCAUGGCCAACAUACACGCACCUUGCUCUUUGAAUAACUUGAAGAGAAUCUGCAAGUCCAUUAUGCACAUGCCCGUCCACAUGUCUAUUUCUCGUGCUUAUUUAUGCGUCAAACUUUUUUUCGUGUCAGAACCAGAAUCCUUUUUUGCAUUUGGGAAUAAUACUCUUUUCUGCUCCGAAGACCCUGUUUGCUAUUGUUCCCAACACCGUGAAGAGAAGUUAUCAGGAGAUGACUACAAUGAGGUUUCACAUUGCUAUGUUUUAUUAUUUUCGAUGGAGUUGUGACAAGUACUUAAAUUUAUUACAGAAAUACAUAUAUCAAGAAGCACAUUUGAAUAACACAUUUGAAUGUGUAAUAAUUUUCUCUCCCAUUUUAUCAGUCUACUUGCCAAACUUUUGUGUAAGAUCAGAUGAUCUUUGGAGGGAUUUUUGUUGUUGUUGUCGUUGUCGUCGUCGUCAAUGUUGUUGUUUCUCUUAUUACCUUUUCUGCUCGUACUAUUUGGUGAUGUUUGUUGUAAGACUAUUGUUAUUGUUAUUACAAGUAGAAUAGACUUUACUCA
Messenger RNA from Lathyrus oleraceus (garden pea), 2431 nucleotides. RefSeq names its product zinc finger CCCH domain-containing protein 34. Gene Ontology annotation, molecular function: mRNA binding; metal ion binding. The record is from RefSeq and is a predicted model, not a curated record. The coding region runs from base 257 to 1693 and encodes 478 amino acids. Lineage: Eukaryota; Viridiplantae; Streptophyta; Magnoliopsida; Fabales; Fabaceae. The transcript has 7 exons.